AUAUAUAUUUUUUUCGUGCAGUUUAGAUUAAACAGUAUAAUUUUGUUUGCUGGUAAACAUAAUGAAUGAUAUUUUCUCUCAUUGCCGAGACGGAAAUUUAGUGGCUGUCAAAGUCUGGCUGGAUAACACAGAAAAUGAUCUAAACCAAGGAGAUGACCACCUAUUUAGUCCGUUACAUUGGGCAUGUCGUGAAGGUCAUAUGCAUAUCGUUGAAAUAUUGCUUAACCGUGGUGCACGAAUUAAUGCGGCAAACAUGGGAGACGAUACCCCCUUGCAUAACGCUGCUCAAAUGGGUCACUUUGAAAUCCUUAAGAAAAUAAUCAAGUACAAUGCUGAUGUCAAUGCAAUUAAUGAGCAUGGUAAUACACCGCUACACUAUGCUUGUUUUGGUCAACAUGCAGCAUGCGCUGAAGAGUUGGUUACUAAUGGAGCUACAGUGGGAAUCUGUAAUAAGUUCGGGCAGUCGUCGGUUUCUAAAGCAAGGCCAAUGUUGGCGAGAAAGCUCACUGAAAUGGCUGCUUCUCUGGGGCAGGAUCUUAAUCAAAUUGCUUAUAAUCAAAAUGUAUGGAAAGGAACCACAAGAACGAGAGCGAAAAAUGAAACCCUCCAUCAUGAAAAUGUGGAACUAACAAAGCUAAAUCUGAAAGGAAAGAUUGCUUCAACCCACUCUGGUGAAACCUGGAGAGGAAGAUGGGGCCAGCAAGAAAUUGUUGCCAAGAUAUUAAAAGUUCGAGACAUAACAUCCAGGAAAAUGCGAGAGUUUCAUGAGGAGUACCUUCGUUUGAGAAUAUUUUCUCAUCCCAAUGUUCUUCCAGUCAUGGGUAUUGUUAACUCUCCUAAAAAUCUCGCUACAAUUAGUGGAUAUGUAAUGGGGGGUUCUCUUUACCACGUACUUCAUGAAUCAACUGUCACUGUUGAUCACUCGAGGGCUGUGCUAUUCGCCACAGACAUCGCAAAUGGCAUGUCAUUCCUUCAUUCCCUUGAACCCAUCAUUCCCCGUCUCCACAUUAACAGCAAGCACAUUAUGAUUGAAGAUGGAAUGCAGUGCAAGAUCAAUAUGGCAGACGUCAAAUUCUCCUUUCAAGAACCAAACAAGCUGCAUAACACUGCAUGGAUGGCACCAGAAGCACUUCAGCGGAAGCACGAAAACAUCAACCGAAAAUCUGCUGAUAUGUGGAGCUUCUCUAUCCUUCUGUGGGAGAUGGUGACACGUGAGGUCCCGUUUUCCGAUCUUUCCAACAUGGAGUGCGGGAUGCAGAUCGCUCUAGAAGGGAUGCGGGUUUCCAUACCUCCAGGGAUCUCUCCCCACAUCUGCAAACUCAUGAAGAUAUGCAUGAAUGAAGAUCCCACCAAACGACCAAAGUUUGACAUGAUCUUACCCAUUCUCCAGAAAAUGAAAAACUAAAAAAAAUACCUAAAACUUUCGACUUGUAUGAAUUUGUAUCGUGCGCCGAAAAUAUUCCGUGUAAAUAUCAAAUAUAUUUCUGUUUUGGAUAUGCGAUGACCGACAGAGUGUAGCUUUUAUUUGAUUUGAGCUCAUGUACUUAUUUCCUGUCUGACACCUUGUGUAACUACACAAUUCUGAUUUUGCUGCAACUUUCUCACCGUAAAUGCCUUGCAGUUUUGUCUUUUUAUUGUCUUGUAGUUGAUAAAACUGCUAAUGCUAAAACACAUACCUGAACAGCUACCCUUUUAUUGCACGUUACUUAAUUUUGGAGCAGGAUGUGUUUGAUUUUGUUUAGAAAUAAAUUUAAAUUUGUAAUGUAGCAACUAACUGCAUGCAUUGCGUUAUUUAAAUGAGUAGUUGUAUUUGGUGAAUAAUGUAAUGACAAUUAUGUAAGAAAUCUGGCAUGUUAUGUUAUUUUGUAAGCAUGUGUUUAUUGAAGAAAUCUAUAAAUUAUAACUCCUUCUGUUACCUUAUGAAGUUUAAUCAGAAUUUUUUGUCGAUUAAAAAUGAUUUACAUUUGUGUUUAAAUGCAUUUAUAACAUAAACAUAGACACAAGGUCUUCAUUCUUAAGCUGCACCGCAAUGUAUAAAGCUUUUUUGUUUUUUUUUUACUUCAGCAAAAUCAGUGUUUAUGUUUAUGCUUUGUUUCUUAGUUUAUUAGGAAUAAGAGAAGAUCCUUUAUUCUCUACCAUUCAUUUGAAAUUGUAUCAAAACCUUUUUUAAGCAGAUGUGUACAAACAGAUAUUGUAUGAUUUGUGAAGGAGAUAUUCUAUUUCACUAUCACUGCACUGUAGUGAGCAUAAAACGUACAUCCACACUGCACAAUAUAAACACCUUUUUAUCAAAGUGGUCUAGUUUACUAUUCUACUUACAUGAAAUAGCAUUAUAUAUUUUGUUUAUUGAAUCAUGUUGACUGACUUAUUACAUUUCCAAUCUUCUG
Ciona intestinalis (vase tunicate) is the source of this 2387-nucleotide messenger RNA. Its product is annotated as scaffold protein ILK. Gene Ontology annotation, biological process: cell-matrix adhesion; integrin-mediated signaling pathway; substrate adhesion-dependent cell spreading. Gene Ontology annotation, cellular component: focal adhesion; stress fiber. Gene Ontology annotation, molecular function: ATP binding; protein binding; protein serine/threonine kinase activity. Lineage: Eukaryota; Metazoa; Chordata; Ascidiacea; Phlebobranchia; Cionidae. The record is from RefSeq and is a predicted model, not a curated record.